Messenger RNA from Lecanosticta acicola, 424 nucleotides. NCBI's taxonomy places the organism in Eukaryota, Fungi, Ascomycota, Dothideomycetes, Mycosphaerellales, Mycosphaerellaceae. The record is from the annotation of a GenBank genome assembly.
AUGGCCAAAUCAGCAAGAGCAAGCCGCAUCAAGAAGAACAACCAAGCGCUCAAAAAGCGUGUCUUCGAUCCCGUCGAGACAGCCCGCAAUGAACGACUCUCGGCCAAAUUGCUCGAACUAGCCAAGGCACCCAAAGAGAAAGAGCAGGAGACGGAAGUCGAAAAGGAGGCCGAGGGUGAGUCGAACGAGACAAUCGAAAUAUUUUGAAUGUCAAAGCUGAGAUACGAUAGGCACAGCAGAGCCAACAGACACAAAAGACGAGAAGAUGGACGUAGACGAGAACGGCAAGCCGAGGAGGAGCAACCGCGAAAUCAAGAGACAGCAUCAGGUCAGAGCUGCUCGCAUCGUGAAGACUCAUAAGAAGCCCCGGAAUCAAAGGCAUUUCCCUACACACGGGAGUAAGAAGAAGGGAAGCAAGCGAUGA